AUGGACUCCAGGUGGUCUCCAACUCGAAACUAUGUACCCAUCAACCCGGACGGACCGUUUCCCUAUUCGAUGGCAGACCUUACACCCAUGGAUGCCGGGAACGAUUCAACAUUUUAUAGUGUGCCUCGUUUCGUCACACAUAUCGAUGAAAACGCCAUCCUCAGCUUAAGAAAGUACUAUGAUCAGGUUUUACCCCUGAAAGGACUGAUCCUAGAUUUCUGUUCAAGCUGGAUCUCCCAUUAUCCACCAGACAUUCAAGACGCAGCAGCGGCGGAGGCGCUAGACGUGGUGGGUGUAGGCAUGAAUGGAUCUGAGCUGAGCAGGAACCCGGUGUUGAAGGAUUGGGCGGUGCAGGAUCUGAACGAGGAGCCCGAGGUACGAUUGCCCGGGUCGAGGGAAGGAAAGCUUGACGUUUCAACAUGUGUUGUUUCGAUCGAUUACCUUACGAGACCAGUGGAGGUUUUGGAAAGUAUUCGUCGGCAAACCAAGGAAGGGGGCAGAGUGCACUUGAUCAUCUCGAAUCGAUGCUUCCCAACGAAAGUGGUCGGCCGGUGGCUGAAGACAGGCGAGGAGCAGAGGCUGGAAAUGGUUGGCGACUACUUAUGGUGGAGUGGGUGGCGGAAUAUUGAGAUUCAAACCUUGGUCGAGGCAACCUGGGCCAGGGAUCCGUUGUGGGUGGCCAGAGGAGAGAAUGUCGCAUGA
Capronia epimyces CBS 606.96 is the source of this 702-nucleotide messenger RNA. RefSeq lists its product as uncharacterized. The transcript has a single exon. Lineage: Eukaryota; Fungi; Ascomycota; Eurotiomycetes; Chaetothyriales; Herpotrichiellaceae. The record is from RefSeq and is a predicted model, not a curated record. The coding region runs from base 1 to 702 and encodes 233 amino acids.